Thermothelomyces thermophilus ATCC 42464 is the source of this 1346-nucleotide messenger RNA. RefSeq lists its product as uncharacterized. Gene Ontology annotation, molecular function: inositol phosphoceramide synthase regulator activity. Gene Ontology annotation, cellular component: inositol phosphoceramide synthase complex; Golgi membrane. Bases 213 to 995 code for a protein of 260 amino acids. The record is from RefSeq and is a predicted model, not a curated record. NCBI's taxonomy places the organism in Eukaryota, Fungi, Ascomycota, Sordariomycetes, Sordariales, Chaetomiaceae. Gene Ontology annotation, biological process: inositol phosphoceramide metabolic process. The transcript has 2 exons.
UUUUGGGGUUGACCUGUGUUUGUGCCGAUGCAUCCGAUGACCUGAUGGCCAGCGUCUCAGUCGACUCCACCACCGCCCACCGCCAGAAGGUUGACGGGUCUCUCGGGGUCCUUUGGGAAAACAAGACACCUUCAAACCAGCGAUUGAGAUGGUUCGAUCUUCAAAACAUCCACAACAACAGUCCUAGACACCGGCGAAAAUAAACCCGCAAUAUGCCCUCAGCGUCGAGGCGAUCCUGGCGAUGGCUGCCCAGGCCCAAGUCCUUUCUCGGCUUCAUGUCGCUUCAAACUGGCACCGAGCUGAUCUCGAUCGCGCUCGUCUUUAAUAAGGCGACGGCCGUCUACGGCGUCCUCACGCUCUUCACGGGCUACUCGCUCUCGGCGCUGCAGGUAACGGCCUACCUGUGCUCGCUCUUCGUGCUCGCCACGCUGGCCGUCUGCGUCCCGCACAUCCGCACCCAGAGCCCCCUCCACAACCUCGCCCUCGCGUGGGUGUACGCCGUCGACUCGCUCGUCAGCGCCGCCUACACCGCCGCUUUCGCGACCAGCUGGUACUGCGCAGACAUCCACGACCCCAAGGGCCCCGCCGGCGCGGCUCCGGGAGAUGCGGCCGCGUCGCCGAGCAACGGGGAGGUGCAGCUGGAUGCCGGCCAGGCGGCCCAGGCCGAGGCCGGGACGGGAGCGCACGACACCGCGGCGAGCCUGGUCCUCGUGGUCGCCUUCACGCUCGUCCGGGUGUACUUCAGCCUGGUGAUCGCGGCAUACGCGCGGAUGGUGCUGCUGCGGUUCGUGGACGAGCACAUGGGCGAGUCGGAAGAGAUCGCGGACGUGUCGCCCGACCCCUUUGCCCUUGGAGCGCCCCUUGGCGAGGGAUGGAAGGGUAAGCUGGGACGAGCAAUGGUCUCCGUCGGCAGAGGGUAUUGGCUGGGUGGCAGGAAGGAGGAUGAAGAAUGGGCACGGCAAGUCAAUUCCAAAUUCAGGAGCACCAGGGAGUGAAAAAAAAAGAAAAAAAAAAAACAAUAUGCCGCAGUGGGGGGAUGGGUCGGUCGUACGUGUCUACUUCGGAUGGGGGUCAAUCACAAUGUCCAGCGGUUGGAAGGGGUUGCAUGAUAGGUGGCGUUCUUGGGAUCUUGGGAGGCAUCAGCAGCGUCAGCGAAGGGAUAGAGGGACAGCUCGUGAUUUGGGCUAUGAGCACAUUUGCAUCUGACGAUUUGCAAGCAAUGUAAUGUUUAUUAAUCGAGACAAACUACACAUAGCUGGAAUUGCCAGCACUUCCAACCUUGUUUGCUGAUUAUGUUUGCUGCUGGAAGCCUUGGAUGCUUGUGUUGACCACCAGUGCCGGCAUAC